This is a messenger RNA of Micropterus salmoides (largemouth bass), 2897 nucleotides long. RefSeq names its product fizzy/cell division cycle 20 related 1b (gene fzr1b). Gene Ontology annotation, cellular component: anaphase-promoting complex. The transcript is spliced from 15 exons. Gene Ontology annotation, molecular function: anaphase-promoting complex binding; ubiquitin ligase activator activity; protein binding. Lineage: Eukaryota; Metazoa; Chordata; Actinopteri; Centrarchiformes; Centrarchidae. Gene Ontology annotation, biological process: anaphase-promoting complex-dependent catabolic process; positive regulation of ubiquitin protein ligase activity; positive regulation of anaphase-promoting complex-dependent catabolic process. The record is from RefSeq and is a predicted model, not a curated record. Bases 321 to 1784 code for a protein of 487 amino acids.
UGCACAGACAGCAGAAGUCAGCCCAAGAAUUUCUGCUACAGCUGAUUCGGUCGCCAUCUUUGUCGCGAACAUAAACAACACCAGCGGAUCGCGUUGGCAUUUUGGUGCACCACUGUCAUUUGGAAGAAAACGAGCACAGUGUCCCCGCGGCAGCGCUGAUCUUUCCCACCGAAGAUGACAGUUGUUUUGGUCACCUGAGCCCACCGUGUCAGACGGAGAUGGGCAUCCAGUGUGGAUUUCCUCAACGGGAGGGAGCGGAGGUUUAAAAAAGGGGGCGGGGAGCCAGCAGAGGGGCCUUGCUGCUCGUCAGCCUUGAGGAGAUGGACCAAGAGUACGAGAGACGGCUGCUGAGGCAAAUCAACCACCAGAACCUGCCGACAGAGGCCCGCCUGUCAAAGUGUGUAAGUGUUACCUGCAGUCCUGUCAGUGUUAAGUCAGGGGACCGCUUCAUUCCCACCCGCGCUGGAAGCAACUGGAGCAUCAACUUCCACUAUGCCAAUGAGAACUGUCGCUCCCCAAAUCAGAGCCAUAAAGCAAAGGAUGCCAGCUCAGAUUCAAGCAAAGAUGCUGUGGCAUACGCUGCCCUGUUGAGGAACGAGUUACUGGGGGCAGGGAUAGAGACUGUGCCAGACCCUCACACGGACGACCGGCGGCAUGCAGUCCUCUCUCAAGACUCUCACAGCCUUUUUAGGUACACUGUCCACACUAAGAGAGUGCCUUUCAAUAGCGAUAAUGAAGUCUCACCGUACUCCCUUUCUCCACUUAGUAACAAAAGUCACAAACUGCUUCGCUCCCCUCGUAAACCAGCCCGCAAGAUCUCCAAGAUCCCCUUCAAAGUGCUGGACGCUCCGGAGCUGCAGGACGACUUCUACCUCAACCUGGUAGACUGGUCAGCGGGCAAUUUGCUCAGUGUCGGACUAGGAGCAUGUGUGUACCUGUGGAGUGCCUGCACCAGCCAGGUGACAAGGUUAUGUGACCUUUCAGUGGACGGAGACUCUGUUACAUCAGUUUGUUGGAAUGAGAGGGGUAGUCUCGUUGCCGUCGGAACCCACAAGGGUUACGUUCAGAUCUGGGACGCAGCAGGAGGGAGGAAGCUGACCAGUCUGGAGGGUCACUCCGCACGUGUAGGUGCCCUGGCGUGGAAUGGAGAGCAGCUGUCGUCAGGGAGUCGGGACAGAGUGAUCCUACAGCGGGAUGUCAGAACCCCCCCUUCUGCUGAGAGGAGGCUGCAAGGUCACAGACAAGAAGUGUGCGGUCUCAAAUGGUCUCCUGACCACCAGCACCUUGCAUCCGGAGGCAACGACAACAAGCUGCUGGUGUGGAACAGCUCCAGCCUGCUCCCUGUGCAGCAGUACAGUGACCACCUGGCAGCGGUGAAGGCCAUUGCCUGGUCGCCCCACCAACACGGGCUGCUGGCGUCCGGGGGCGGCACUGCCGACCGCUGCCUGCGCUUCUGGAACACACUGACAGGUCAGGCGCUGCAGAGCACCGACACCGGCUCCCAGGUCUGCAACCUGGCAUGGUCCAAACAUGCCAACGAACUGGUGAGCACUCACGGCUACUCUCAGAACCAGAUCCUGGUGUGGAAGUAUCCGUCACUGACGCAGGUGGCCAAGUUGACAGGACACUCCUAUAGAGUGUUGUAUCUGGCCGUGUCACCAGAUGGGGAGGCCAUCGUUACAGGAGCCGGGGAUGAGACGCUACGUUUCUGGAACGUCUUCAGUAAGACACGCUGCACCAAGGAAUCAAAGUCAGUGCUGAACCUCUUCACAAGAAUUCGAUAGUGAACAGCCCGGGUCAGGGCUGGUUUCAGGACUGAGCUCUUUGGUUUAAACGCACAGAGUCACCAACCACACUCACAGACUAGCUCUUAGAGCCUGCUCAUCUCAGCACCAUCCCUCAGUGCACCAACCACUACUAUGGCAGUCCUUUUCAAAUCCACUUUUCUACAGAGGAUGCCGACUUCCAUCAACAACUGCCAUGUCACUGAUGACUGAAAAAAAACAGUAUAUUGUCAGGACAUGUUGUCUGCUUUAAAAUGUAGGUGUUGUCUUUUUUUGUUUUUUGUGGAAGUGAUGAAAUUGUUUUAGUAUAUAUUAGCAGAUGUAUAAAUGUACAAGAGUUCGAAGCUAUAUAAUGUAAGACGUCACAUUUUUAAAAGACUCUCCUUUGUAAUAGAGAGAAGAUGGUGUGUGUGUGUGUGUGUGUGUGUGUGUGUGUGUGUGGGGGGGGUUUCUAUAUUUUGAUAAUGUGUGAAUAUGAUCUACAAGCAGUAUACAACAGAAGAGAAACAAUAAAUAAGAGAACACUCACACACAGUUGCUCAUGCAGCUGCAAAGAAUGAACCGUUUAUUAGUGUUUUUUCAGUUUGUCAGAUGGACUGUAUCCAUGCCUGGAGAUAAGGAGCACUUUCAUUUGAUCCUGCUUUGAAAAAGAGAUGGACUUGGGAAAGUCCCGAGUGCUAGUGGCACACUCUAGUGUUCUAGUAUCCAGACCCUUGCAGGCCCCGACAGAGCAAAGAAAACUCCUUCACGAUGUCCUUCACGCGACGCUUGUUGGUUUGCUCACUGGAAGAAAGAAAACGAUGUCAAUGAACUUUGUCAAAACACAUGUCACUGUGUCACUUUGGCCUCAACCGUCAUCCAAAAAUUGGAUUUGUGAUGAGGAAAUACUUUUAUUUCCCUAAGCUAAAAGGGUCAGAACUGUUCAGUAAUGAUGUAGUAUUGUUAUUAUGACCAAUUAUGCUUUUUUAUUUAGUGUAAAUCAUGAAAUAAUUAUUUUAAGAUUACUUACAGUCCCAGUUAUUUUCAAGGAUAUAAAUCACAUGCUUAUAAUAGUCAUGACAAGAUACAAUUUGUCUCUCAAACUAUUUUAUUAAAGGUGUCUCAUUAGGACUA